UCUACGCAAUUCAUGUUGUUCAUGUUGAUCAUCGGGCUGCCAAUUUUGUUCUUCCCGGACCUUCUUAUAAAGCAUCUCCACGUAUCUGCUGUGUCACCUUUCUCAUUUAAGACCAAGUCAUUCUCACUUUGACAUUUUCUACACACAAUGGCAGACGUUGAACAUACCUACAAAUUCGAUGUGAAGAUGACCUGCUCUGGCUGCUCUGGCGCUGUUACCCGAGUUCUGGACAAGGCCAAACGUGACGGAGCGGUGGGAGAGUUCUCUGUCAACCUCGAGACCCAGGAGGUCAUCGUGAAGAGCACACAGCCUUACGAAGAUAUCCACGCCAAGAUCAAGAAGACUGGCAAGGAGGUCCGAAGUGGCGAGAUUCUGGUUUAGGUUUUAUAUCAGGCUCGGGGUUUCUCUGGAUGUACGAUAAAUCCGGCGUAGAUUGGAAUGUACAUACUACUUCUUCGACUUGUUCUACAUAUUAUCUAUGGACACAAGAUGGAUUAUCAUCCU
Molecule: messenger RNA, 504 nt
Organism: Lentinula edodes (shiitake mushroom)
Lineage: Eukaryota; Fungi; Basidiomycota; Agaricomycetes; Agaricales; Omphalotaceae
Exons: 6
Coding region: 148-381 (77 amino acids)
Biological process (GO): copper ion transport
Cellular component (GO): cytosol
Molecular function (GO): metal ion binding; copper chaperone activity
Source: RefSeq, a predicted model, not a curated record